CCCACGUCAACCUCUCCUCGAGAUAUGGCCGACGAUGCCGUUUUCUCUCCCGCCGACGAGGGCUUGUCGUCGAAUUCCGGCAUCGGUAUUACCAGUUGACGAGUUUUGGCUCUGGUUUCCACGGAUAUGUUUCUUAGUGUGUACCGUUGUCUGUUGAAGAAAUCUUGAUCGAAAAAAAUGCAUAGGAUGGACAUCAUAAUGUGGGCUGCACUUAUAGUUGAUGGAAGAAGGUUCUGAAAACAGUGAAGAACUGCUAGAUGAUGAAGGGGAGGAAGAUUUUGAGAUAGGAACCAAUGAUCUUGGGGAUGAAGGCAGCCAACUGCUUCAAGAAAAAAACAAUGAUCUGGAGAAUGCCAUUCAGCAGGUGCUAAGAAUUCAAAGAGUUGACCUUGAGAACGAUGGCGUGCCAGUACUCGGUAUUCAUGGUGUGGACCUUGAGAAUGGCAAUGAGCAUGUACUCGAGUUUGAGAGCAAUGGGCAUGAGGGGAACAGUGAGCGUAUGCUGGAGAUCCCAAGCACUGAUAAGGAUAGCUGCAGUGACCAAAUGCUUGGGGUUCCAGGCAGUGAUAAAGAGAACGCAACAGAUGCUGAUAUGGCUGUGAUGGGUGGUCAAACUGAUACCGGGGGGAAGUCUUAUCUCCCGCCUGUUGAGGGAAUGGAGUUUGAAUCAUACGAUGAUGCCUAUAACUAUUACAACUGCUAUGCCAAGGAGCUUGGAUUUGGUAUUAGGGUUAAAUCUUCUUGGACAAAGCGUAACAGCAAAGAGAAGCGUGGGGCAGUCCUCUGUUGCAAUUGUGAGGGAUUUAAAACAAUGAAAGAAGCAAGCACUCGAAGAAAGGAAACAAGAACUGGCUGUCUAGCAAUGAUAAGGUUGAGGUUAGUGGAGACUAAUAGAUGGAGGCUGGAUGAAGUUAAAUUAGAACACAACCAUUUAUUUGAUCAUCAGAGGGCUCAAAACUCCAGGUCGCAUAAGAAGAUGGAAGCAGGGGCCAAAAGGAAGUUUGAAUCAGCAGUUGAUGUAGAAGUACGAACAAUCAAGUUAUAUCGAACUCCAGCUGUUGAUGCAGUGAGUUGUGGAAGCUCGAGUGAAAGAGAACUCAGCAACCAUGUUGAGAUGGCGAAACGCUUAAAACUCAGAAAUGGUGAUGUAGUGGCCCUUUAUGAUUAUUUUCGUCGAGCGCAGCUUGCUGACCCAAAUUUUUUUUAUAUUAUGGAUCUAAAUGAUGAGGGGUAUGCAAGGAAUGUCUUUUGGAUUGAUUCUAGGUCAAGGGCUGCCUACGGCUAUUUUGGUGAUAUGGUAAUUGUAGACUCAACAUGCCUGUCAAAUAAGCAUGAUAUUCCACUUUUGUCGUUCAGUGGAUUGAAUCACCAUGGUCAACCUAUUUUGCUUGGUUGCAGUUUGCUUGUUGAUGAAACAUUUGAGACAUAUCUUUGGUUGAUGAGAGCAUGGCUUACAUGUAUGAUCGGACGUCCUCCACAAACUAUAAUUACCGACCAGUGCAAGGCAUUGCAGGAUGCGAUCUCUGAGGUUUUCCCCAGGGCUCAUCAUUGUCUUUGCCUACCCCUUGUUAUGAAGAGCAUUCACGAAAAAUUAGGAGAAGUGGCGGAGUCGGAAAUAUUUCAAACAGUACUAAACAGAACCGUGUACAACUCAAUGAAAGUAGAAGAAUUUGAAAUGGCCUGGGAAGAGAUGAUUCAACAUUUUGCUUUCAGGGAUCACAAAUGGCUUCAAAGCUUGUACGAGGACCGAGAAAGAUGGGUCCCAGUUUAUUUGAAAGACACUUUUGUUGCUGGAAUAUAUUCUUCAGAGCCAGGCGAAUACGUAGCUCCAUUUUUCCACGGGUAUAUACAUGAUCAAAUGACUUUGAAUGAGUUUUUCAGUAUGUAUGAAUUACUCCAACAAAAGAAGAUUCAGAAGGAAGCUCUUGACGAUCUCAAUUCGAGAGAGUUUAGACCUGUGUUGAGAACAAGGUGCAAUUAUGAAUUGCAGCUCUCCGAGUUAUAUACUAAAGAAAUAUUCUUGAAGUUCCAAGAAGAGGUGGUGCUGAUGUCUGGUUGUUUCAGUGUAACACAAAUUCACGCCAACGGACCAAUCUUCACGUAUAUGAUCAAAGAACGAGAUGCUGAGGGAGAUGCAAGGGAAGCAAAGAACUUUGAAGUCGUGUACGAUAAAGUAGGGGUAGACGUUCGCUGUAUCUGCAGUUGCUUCAAUUUCAGAGGAUACUUAUGCCGACAUGCAUUAAGCGUCCUCAGCUACAGCGGGGUGGAGGAAAUCCCAAUCCAGUACAUCUUAACACGGUGGAGGAAGGAUGUGGAACGCUUGUACACUCCCGAUCUUGGUUCCAACAACAUUGACAUCAGCAACCCUGUUCAAUGGUACGAUCACCUGUACAGACGUGCCAUGCAGGUUGUUGCAGAAGGGAUGGCAUCACAAGAUCAUCACAUGGUUGCUUGGCAAGCGUUCAAGGAAUCGCUCAAUAAGGUUCGUCUUGUUGCAGAGAAACCUGUAUAAAAUAGUCAGUAGAGAUGAAGGGCAACGUCGUCUACAGAAGUAUUAAAUCUUUCUUAUACGAAUUCAGAUAUGUUACUGUACAGUUAUCUUGCUAAGUGUAUAUACAUGUUAUUCUCCCGCUUCUUGUUGAAUACAGAGAGUAGCUCACUUUUGAGGUC
Sesamum indicum (sesame) is the source of this 2670-nucleotide messenger RNA. Lineage: Eukaryota; Viridiplantae; Streptophyta; Magnoliopsida; Lamiales; Pedaliaceae. The record is from RefSeq and is a predicted model, not a curated record.